AUGCAACAAUGUUCUGUUGGCCUUGAAAGAGAUGAUGAAUGCCACAAGAAAUCUUUUACUUCAAGUGUUGGUUUGAUGAAUGCUGCUGAACUGGAUGAUGAAGAAAAAGAGUUGAUUGCCUUAAGAGCAGAAAUGAAGAAUUCCAUAGAUACAGUUUGUUUUCACCACAAACAGUUUUAUCUGGUGAAGUUUAUGACCUACCAGGAUAGAUGCUGUGACCCUUUUCAUUCACACAAAAAACCUGCUCAUGGUUCUUUACGAUUAAUAAAGAUGGAACUUGUGAAGUCGGCACAGCGACUCCAAUUGGAUUUGAUUCCUGGAAAAAAGUUAUGUCCCACAUGCCGCAAAAAACUAUCAGCCAUUGAGGCAAGUCGGAAUGAUAGCACAGAGGAAGACCCCAGUGACGAAAUGCUAUUUGUGGAAGAAUCUGUUUCGCGUGAUGAAGAUAGGGAUCAGUUGCAGGAUUUGUUUUCCUCCAUUGGAGUGUCCCCAAUAAAGGUACAUGGGAAGCCGGAAACAGCCAGAAUUAGCAGCAGCAAAAGGAAGAUCGAAAAAGCAAGAUGUUUUGAUGAAAUGAUGAGUCGUCUUCGUGAAAAGAUCUUUUCCUUGACAUCAUCGAGGGCAAAACUUCAAAUCUUGACCUUGUGUCCAUCAAACUGGACAGUCAAACAGUGUGCUGAAUAUUUUAAAGUUUCAGAGUAUCUUGUACGUACUGCUCGAAAACUUGCAAAUGAAAAAGGCAUUCUGUCACUUCCAGACCCCAAAAUGGGUAGAGGGCUCUCCCAAGUUACUAGAGAUUUGGUACUCCAAUUUUACCAUGACGAAGAGCACACCAGGGAAAUGCCAGGUCAAAAAGAUUUUGUAAGCAUUGGUCGCAAUAUACAUAAACAAAAGCGACUUAUUCUUUGUAACUUAAAGGAACUAUUCAGCUCUUUCAGGGAAAAGUUCCCAGAAGUAAAGAUAGGGUUUUCGAAAUUUUGUUCUCUGAGACCCAAGUGGUGCAUUUUGCCAGGUGCUGCUGGAACACAUUCAGCAUGUGUUUGUAUCAUACAUCAAAAUGCCAAGCUACUUCUUUCUCCUAUUGGGGCUAAUUACAAAGAAUUAACAAAGUUUCUGGUUUGUGACAUUGAUGACAAAGAGUGCAUGGUACAACGUUGUCCAAAUUGUCCAAAGUCAACAGACAUUUUCCAGCACAAGUUGUACGAAAGAAAGAUGUUUCAAACAUAGCUAAACUUUUUACUACUUUUCAGAAUUAAAUUUUCAGUUUAUGUUUUGAAACAUUUUCCAUGCCAGCACCAAGAUAGAUCAUAAUUUGUCCUUUACAUGACAUCACCAGCUGUACUCUGCACUGUCAUCUUUAAAAGCACAUUAAAACAUACAAUUAUAACAUUGCACAUGUGAAUUGAAAAUAUAAUUUUGGGAAAAUGUUGCGUGCAUGCAGGCAUUUGAUAUGAAAAAUGGUCAGAUUUUCCAACCCAAUUUGA
Messenger RNA from Penaeus indicus, 1484 nucleotides. RefSeq lists its product as uncharacterized. The transcript is spliced from 3 exons. NCBI's taxonomy places the organism in Eukaryota, Metazoa, Arthropoda, Malacostraca, Decapoda, Penaeidae. The coding region runs from base 1 to 1227 and encodes 408 amino acids. The record is from RefSeq and is a predicted model, not a curated record.